AAACACAGAUUUUUUUCUGUGCACAUUAUUUUAUUAUAAUAAAUACUUGUAAGACUAAAAAACAAAUGUUUUGUGGUGUUUUCGGACUAUUUUCUCUCGGAAAAGUGAAAGCAACCCUUAGAAUUCUCCUGUCCAGUUACUAAAAUAGAAAAUCAUGUUUGUAGUUUAAGAAGUUAGACGAACAACAGUGUUAAAGCUAAAAAUAAUGUAAAAAAACGAAGAAAAAAAUAGAAAAGGAAAAAAACAUACACUACUUAGCUACGACGGAAUACAACACAGUGCACACUCAAAAAAAAAAAAUAGAUAAACCACCAAGCUACAUGGCCAUACUAUAAUCGUAGUACUUACAACUCGACCCGACCGCGAACAGUGGAUGACAUUUUAUAACGGAAAGAUAUUCUAAAAUUAAACAAAAAAAAAAAAUCAGUGAAUCAGUUACUAAAUGUUGUUGUUUUAGCACAAAAUUGUGAAUGAAUGUAUUUUUAACUAGCUCGAAUUUUAACGUGUAAAUUUUAACCUGUUGCUGCUAAAUAGUAAAUCAACGUAGAUAUUGACAAAAAUAAAACGUGAUAACAGCAAGUGCGAGAAAAGUCUCUCAAAUUCAAAUCCACAUAAUUCAAAAUUGUAGGAAGUAGGAACGUAGUACAGCAACACCACAAUAAUGCCGCUUUUUGGGAAAAAGGAUUCCGGCAAAAAGCCAAAGAAGGAUACGAGAGAUCCGGAUAAACAGCCAUCCAUUGAGGAUAAAUACAUCUUGAAAGAUGUAUUGGGAUCUGGUGCCUUUUCUGAAGUAAAGUUGGCCGAAAGUAAAGCGAAUCCGGGUCAAUUAUAUGCCGUUAAAGUAAUCGACAAAAAGGCCUUAAAAGGUAAAGAGGAUUCACUGGAAAACGAAAUUCGGGUACUUAGAAGGUUCAGUGCUAUGCGUUGUGAUGACGAUCCAGAAGAUCAUAAACCGUGGUUAACUCAUCCAAACAUAGUUCAAUUACUGGAAACAUAUGAAGAUAAAUCUAAUGUUUAUUUAGUUAUGGAAUUAGUGACUGGUGGCGAAUUAUUCGAUAGAAUAGUGAAAAAGGGAUCGUACACGGAAAAGGAUGCUGCCGACUUGAUACGACAAGUGCUGCAAGCGGUUGCCUACAUGCACGAGCAGGGUGUCGUGCAUCGGGACCUGAAGCCGGAGAACUUGUUGUACUACAGCGAAGCGGCCGACAGCAAGAUAAUGAUUAGUGACUUUGGCUUGUCGAAAAUGGAAGAUUCGGGUAUCAUGUCUACGGCAUGCGGUACACCGGGCUACGUGGCACCGGAAGUUCUAGCACAAAAACCCUACGGAAAACCCGUCGAUGUGUGGAGUAUAGGUGUUAUUUCGUACAUUUUACUUUGCGGUUAUCCGCCGUUCUACGACGAAAAUGACGCUAAUUUAUUCGCACAAAUUUUGAAAGGUGAAUACGAAUUUGAUUCGCCCUACUGGGAUGACAUUAGUGAUUCUGCCAAGGAUUUUAUACAGCAUUUAAUGUGUGUUAAUGUAGAGAAACGAUAUACGUGUAAACAGGCGCUGGCACAUCCAUGGAUUUCGGGUAACGCUGCGAGUAGCAAGAAUAUCCACGGAACGGUAUCGGAGCAACUUAAGAAGAAUUUUGCCAAAUCACGAUGGAAGCAAGCAUAUCAUGCGGCUACAGUUAUACGACAAAUGCAACGAAUGGCACUAAAUAGCGGCGGAUCAAGCGGGCGUUCGCAAGCAAGCCUGAAUAUAGCAGCAGCGACGGCAGCAACAACGGAAGAAUCCUCGUCUUGCGUCAAUGGUAGCACUAAUAAUAAGUAAAUGUGGGCAACUUUUCAUCUUAUACAUAUAUUUUUUUUAUCAUGUUUUUAUAUUAGAUCUGAUAACUUUUAAACAAUACGGACUUGAAUCUUAAAUUUUUUUAUAAAAUAUUUUUUUAUACAUCUUAUUAUUAUUAUUAUUAUAUUAUACAAGAUGAAAGUUGGAAUAAAUUGGGAACGUGAUUCCAUUCUCGUCUCUCGACGAAUAUCAUUCCAAGCCGAUUCCAAUUCAUCAAUUUAUUUUCGAUAACGAGCAACAAAUCUUAUUAUGACAAACAUUUCUAUCUCAUUUUGUGAUCAUAAAUAUUUUUUUUACAUU
Molecule: messenger RNA, 2134 nt
Organism: Culicoides brevitarsis
Lineage: Eukaryota; Metazoa; Arthropoda; Insecta; Diptera; Ceratopogonidae
Gene: CaMKI
Product: calcium/calmodulin-dependent protein kinase type 1
Exons: 9
Coding region: 662-1816 (384 amino acids)
Biological process (GO): protein phosphorylation
Molecular function (GO): calcium/calmodulin-dependent protein kinase activity; ATP binding; calmodulin binding
Source: RefSeq, a predicted model, not a curated record